AUGUCCAACUUCUCAAGAAAUGAUGAUGCUUUGCUUUCAGAGACUGUUUUGGGAUUGAUUGAAAUGUUUAAUGAAACAAAUGAGUUGGUAAGGAGCUUAAGAAUAGUACUAGCACAUCUACAAAAUCAUGCAAAUCAAAAUCUGAGACUUAGGAUUGUUGGUGCUCGAGUGAAAAAUGUAGAACAAUAUGAACUACCUACUGACCAGAAGUUGGUUGGACUAAUUCCAGGAGAUUUUCGUCCAGAUAGUGAUGAUAGAGAUGUUAUUUUUGAUCACAGGAGUGAGGGUCUACGGCGUAGAUCCAGUCUCAACCCCAAAUUUGAUGCUUUAUAUUUUCCAUUGCUCUUUCCGUACAGAGAAGAUGGUUUUCACACUGGGAUAUUAUAUGUACAGGAAACAAACAGAGCUUCAAAAGAUUGGAUACGAAUUCCAUAUAAGUUUAUAGUCCCUCAUACAGGAAACAAGAUUAAAGCAAUUACAUAUAUUGUUUAUAAUGAUUUCCAUGCUAACUAUGAGAAUGCCAUCUACAUCAAGAAUCGAGCUAUUGUGACACCCACAAGUAGCAUAAUUUCUGACAUUAACUCAUAUAUGUUGGCUAAAGUAAAGGGACAAAGCAAGACAUAUUACAGUUUAGAUUCGAUUGAGGAUGACUCCCCCAACAUUGCUUCCCUGAAAGAAGAAUAUCCGACAGAGUUCUUGAACAAAUUAUCCUUCAAUGGAGUGCAAGAGCAUGAAAUACAAUUGAAAGUCCGGACCCCAGUCAUCCUUCUUCGUAAUCUAAACCCCAAAAUUGGCCUAACCAAUGGGACAAAAAUCAUGAUCACUCAUUUGGGUAAAAAUGUGAUUCGAGGAAAAAUCAUUGAUGGAACGCAUGAUAAAGACCUCGUUGUCAUUCCAACAAUCGUACUUAAUGUUACAGAACAUCGUUGGCCAUUUAUCUUGAAAAGGAGACAAUUCCCGACCAGGGUAAGCUACGCAAUGACAAUCAACAAGAGCUAG
Linum tenue is the source of this 999-nucleotide messenger RNA. NCBI's taxonomy places the organism in Eukaryota, Viridiplantae, Streptophyta, Magnoliopsida, Malpighiales, Linaceae. The record is from the annotation of a GenBank genome assembly.